Anopheles nili is the source of this 3437-nucleotide messenger RNA. Its product is annotated as probable serine/threonine-protein kinase DDB_G0280133. Gene Ontology annotation, molecular function: protein binding; mRNA binding. Gene Ontology annotation, biological process: miRNA processing. The transcript is spliced from 3 exons. Bases 200 to 2188 code for a protein of 662 amino acids. Lineage: Eukaryota; Metazoa; Arthropoda; Insecta; Diptera; Culicidae. Gene Ontology annotation, cellular component: nucleus. The record is from RefSeq and is a predicted model, not a curated record.
UAGUGCAAAUCUCAAUGCCGUCUUCUGUUCAUUUCAUGAUCGAUUAAAAUUAUCAAAAAUAAUUUUUUGGGCGCUAGCUGCUUCGCAUAAUUGCAUUUCAUUUUGUUUAGUUUGUUUUAACACAAGCAACGUGGUGGUGAACUGAUUAUAAUAGAUUAACGCAAGGUGAAACUCUACGCCACUUUGUAUUAUAGGCAGAAUGGGUAAAAUCAAACGAUCAAAAGCAUACCAUUCCGAUGAAAGUAGUAGUGCAUCCGAGCGCAGCUCAUCAAAGGAUUACCGAAAACGGAUCAAAUUGAAGCAAAAUCACCAUGUAUUGAGUGCCAUGCAUUCGGACGCAGGUAGCACCAAGAGCAACGAAGAAUUUGGUAUGUCUGGCUAUAGCGACAAAGAAAGCAGCCGAUCGAAGCAUAAGUUUGCUGAAAAGAAAAAGAAAAAACACAAAAAGGAAAAGAAAUCUAAGAAACAUAAGAAACAUCGUAAAAUGUCUGUUGAAGAAAGUGAUGAAAAGAAAAGUUCGAAUAUUUCUUCUGAUCAUGAAACAAUUGUUGACUCAAUGCAAAAGCCAGCACCGAAAGGCCGAAAAGCUGAGUGUAAUUCUCCUAAAUCUCACCAAUCAUGGAUGAUAGAACGAACAUCGCACAACAAACAGGACCCAUUGCCUAAUCAAGCGGCUUCGCGAUGGGAUAGCUCUGGAGAAGGUGAACAUUCCCACCAUCGGAAAGUGGGGCUUGAGAACAAAUAUCCCAAAACAUAUCGAACGAUGGGUUCCGACAGCUGCAAUGACGACGGCUAUCGAUAUAGAAGAAGAUCUCCUGGAUCGAGUGAACAUUACCACAGUAGAGACGUAGAGCGAGGACGUAACUAUGCUGAACAUCAAAACUUUGGUGCUUCUCGCUCUGGUGACUAUCAGCGUCGAAAUGACUACGACGAUAAAAGAGGUCACAGUAAUUAUUCAAAGCAGAUUGCCCACUAUACGAAGCAUCGUGCUCGACAGUUUAGUUCUAAUGAAUAUGCUAACGACAAGAAACUACAAAACAGAGUAAGUCGACAAAGCGACGAAAACGAUGAACAACCGACAACCGAUCGAAUGUCGGUUGGCGCUGAUUCUAGAGAGCAGCGUGGAGAUCAUUCACGAGAACACUCCACCUCUGUCAAUGAACCAGGUAGUCAACAUCGAAGAACCGGCAGCGACAGUUAUGUAACCUACCAACAUAUAAGUCGAGAUUCUCGCAAUCGUCAUUCCUAUUCGAAACCAACACGCAACAGCCGUGAUUAUGCCGAAAAUUCUCAUAUUCAUGAACGGAAAGGUAAUUACAGUCAACCAGAUAAUAAGCAGAAAUCGAACGCAACAGCUGGAAAGUCUAAUUUUUCACCGAACGUUGAAGCACGUCGUAGAUCCCAUCGCAGCCGUAGCCGAAGUCUUAUACUACAACGCAGCGAAUCCCCGAAACUCCGUAACAAUUCCGAACGGCUCCCUAUUUCUAAGAAAAAUGCCACAGAUCGAAUCGAAGACCAAGAACAUGAUUGGGGUAAACAAACAGAGCAUAAAACAAAAUUGCACCACUCCGAUGAUAUGGAGCAUGGCUCGAAAUUUGAAAAACGUAUUAAAACGGAAGCAUGCGACGAUGAAGCGGAAUCCGCGUCUAAGAAGAUAGAGCAACCGAACUUUGGGUUAUCUGGCAAAUUAACAGAAGAUGCCAACAAAGUUAACGGUGUUGUUAUUGCCUAUGCUGAGCCGCCAGGUGCUCGAAAGCCAAAGCGUCGUUGGCGGUUGUAUCCUUUCAAGGGCGAACAAGCCUUGCCGACACUUUACAUUCAUCGCCAAAGUUGCUAUCUGGUGGGACGGGACAGGAAAGUUUGUGAUCUGCCAGUUGAUCAUCCGUCUUGUUCGAAACAGCACGCUGUUUUGCAGUAUCGUUUGGUGCCAUACGAACGACUCGACGGUUCGACUAGCCAACGUGUUCGACCGUACAUUAUUGACCUAGAGUCAUCAAACGGAACUUUUGUGAAUAAUAAGCAAAUAGAGCCAAAACGUUAUCUCGAAUUGCAUGAAAAAGAUGUAUUAAAGUUUGGAUUCAGUUCUCGAGAGUAUGUGUUGCUACAUGAAAACAGUAAGGAAGACAAUGAAGAUGAUGAGGGAUAUGAUGUUUCACCUGGAAAUACAGCCAAUUCCGGGAACAAGUAAAUCAGUUAAGCAAGAAGUAUACUUUUUGGUAUGUAUACAUUUAUGGUGUAGCCUAUCGUUCACAUGAUAGUAAGCAUUUAAUUUUAUCCUUAAACCUGCUUUGCUGUAGCUGAAUAGAAAGAGAAUAUUUUAAUUAAGUUUAGUGAGCUGCAUAAACGCAAAUUGAAACAAAAAUUUGAAAUAGAAAAGGCAAUUCAUUGGGAUGUAAGUGUAGUAUUUAUCGGAAACGGUCCUUUGGAGCUAAAGGUACAAACAAUUUUCACAAAUCAUAACUAUAGCGUUCAUGUCACUGCACAAGAAAUAAUUUGGAACCUAAUUCAGAAAAUCAAGCUACAUUAACACUUUGCAUGCAGGUAACAUAUUUUUAUGUUUUUUAAGUUAGCGAGAAUCCUCGUACUUAGGAAAUAUAUGAAUAAUUACGAUCCAUACAUUUUGCCGCUGCACGUGCAAUUCGGCAGCGAAGUAUGCCAGCAUGUCAAGUGCUAAAUACGUUGCCCGCAUAGAAAGUGUAAAAUAACAGCAUAAAGAUUGGUUUUAGAAGUGUAUUAAUCCCUUUCUAAAAAGCACAAGCAGUGGUGUACCAUUUUUCGUAUUUAUAAUGCGGAAGAGUACGCUAUUCAUAGGUGGAUUAAUUUGUUUUUAAUUUGAAAGUGAAGUUCAACUAAAGACAAACAUAGGAUAACUAAGAUCAACACAUGGGACAUGAACAAGUUAGGAAACUCGAUCCUUAAAAUGACCGAAUGGUUAUUGAUUUUGCGAGAAUUUUUUUUAUUCGCUGAAAUGAAUUCAGUUUACGAAGCAAUUUCAAAUACGGAUGUAAUUAAAAAUUUGAUGAACAACUUAAGAUUGAAAAUAACUAAUAAAACCAAAAUUAGUUAUAUUGCAUGUUGAAAUCUGUGACUUACCCGAUCAAUGAAAUCGCUUACUCAGUUAGUAAUAACACAUAAAUGCAACGACAACGAAAACAUGGACGUUACAUCGAAACCGACAGUAAACUGUUUGAUUUUGAUUUUGUUUUUUUUUUUAUUAUUUUACGCAACAUAUGAUAUGAGUUUCCGUUCAUCAUGUUACUCAAACACAAUUCCUUGCGCUAGUGGCAAAUCAGCUGAAUGAUUCACGGUAAUUGUAGAACGACGGGCGUAUUGCUUCCAUGCAUCGGAUCCAGAUUCACGGCCGCCACCAGUAUGCUUCUCACCACCAAAAGCUCCUCCAAUUUCAGCUCCAGAUGGCGAGGUGUUAAUAUUUACUA